CAACUCCAUGACCAUAUUAUAAAGGCUCUCAAUUCAAUAAUUCUCCUGUAAAAGUUGCAGCUUUACAGAUUUUCUCUCUCUCUGUACACCUGUAGAUUGUAGAACCAAGGACCAACUUGUAACCCUCUCUCCUUCUCUCUUUCUUUCUCUUCCUCUCUCUGUUGAGGGGAAAAAAAGAAGGAUUUUGAUUUUUUUUUGAAAGGUUGAAGGAUUUGGAUUUGAAGUCUGAUUUCAAUUUGUUGACAAUAUUCGCUGAAUGUUUUGAGCUGCAGACAACUCGGUGGAGACAAGCUUUGUUGAAUGAUUUUUGGACCAUCAAAGAAAUGAGUCGCGUAUCAGAAAUUCAUAGGCCUCGUUCAGGUAGGAGAAGAUUAAAAGAAUUAUUGCAACAAAGUGAUAAUCGUUUCUGUGCUGAUUGUGCUGCUCCAGAUCCUAAAUGGGCGUCUGCAAACAUUGGAGUCUUUAUAUGCUUAAAAUGUUGUGGUGUGCACAGAGGCCUUGGUUCACAUAUCUCAAAGGUUUUAUCUGUGACAUUGGAUGAGUGGACUGAUGAUGAAAUUGAUGCCAUGAUGGAAGUUGGAGGAAACUCUGCUGCUAAUGCUAUAUAUGAGGCCUUUAUACCUGAAACAGUUACAAAGCCAAGACCAGAUGCUAAUCACGAAGACCGAAGGAAAUACAUAAGGUCUAAGUAUGAGCUUCAAGAAUUUUUGAAACCUAGCUUGCGGAUAACAUCGGGAAAGCCUGCUAUUUCUAUUCAAUCAAGUUUUUCUAGGAAGAUUUUGGAUAGUUUUCGAAGUACAAGUACAUCACAAGACUCGGAGGAUGUGGAAUCUAUUGGAUUAUUGAAGGUGAAAGUUAAAAGUGGUACAAAUUUAGCUAUCAGAGAUAUGAUGUCAAGUGAUCCCUAUGUGGUCCUCACUCUUGGGAAACAGACAGUCCAGACAACUGUAAUGCAAAGCAACUUGAAUCCAACUUGGAAUGAGACACUAAUGCUGUCAGUUCCACAGGAUUUUGGGCCUGUAAAAUUGCAAGUUUUUGAUCACGACACAUUUUCAGCAGAUGACAUAAUGGGAGAAGCAGAGCUUGAUAUCCAGCCGUUGAUAACGUCAGCAAUGGCCUUUGGGGACCCAGAAAUGUUUGGAAAUAUGCAGAUAGGAAAAUGGCUGAAAUCACAUGACAAUGCCCUUAUAGAUGAUAGCACUAUUAAUAUUGUCGACGGAACGGUGAAGCAGGCGGUAUCACUCAAGCUCCAGAAUGUUGAAUCUGGGGAACUAGAACUAGAACUCGAGUGGCUGCCUCUUAACCAAUAGGUACAUACUACUAUUGUUCAUCAUUCUUCAUUAAUAAGAAUCUGUAAUACUUGACUGAGUUAAUCAAUAUAUACUUGUCUUCUUCUUUCAAUUUUAUUCA
Messenger RNA from Jatropha curcas, 1410 nucleotides. Its product is annotated as putative ADP-ribosylation factor GTPase-activating protein AGD13. The record is from RefSeq and is a predicted model, not a curated record. Gene Ontology annotation, molecular function: GTPase activator activity; phospholipid binding. NCBI's taxonomy places the organism in Eukaryota, Viridiplantae, Streptophyta, Magnoliopsida, Malpighiales, Euphorbiaceae.